ACUCUAGAAAAAUUUCUCAACAUUACUACAAAUGACACUUAUUAUCUUCUUGAAAAGAUUCGCUAUGAAUUUCAAUAUUUUGAUACAGAUGAUACGAAUCUUGAAGUUGGUUAUCGUUAUCAAAAAAAGUAUUUCAUUUCAAAUUUAAAAUCUCGUCCAGAAACUUUAAUACACUUAGUUUCCACAUUUGGUCUCGAAAGGCUUGUUUUAGAACAACGACAAAAUAUUGAUUUAUAUUAUGGAUUGCAUGCUAACUUUAAAUUUGGACAUAUGGCAUUGAAAGAAUGUGUUAAAAAAAUAGUUGAAGAAUUAGGUAGACGAAAAAGCUUUAUCGGCAUUCAUAUAAGGGUUGGUGAUGGAGAUUUUAAAUCUAUACAAUUUAAAGAACAACUUAUUGAUUCGGUGUUAAACAGAUUAGUUAGUGAAACGAAAGAAUGGUUAGAUAACCCUUAUGCUGAUUCGAAGGAAUAUCCAAAUGUUAUGAAGGAUAAUUAUUAUCUACAAAACAAUUCAAAGACUUUGUUAAAUUCAAAAUGUUUAGAAAGCAAGAAAUCACCCGUAAUCUAUAUAGCAUCAGAUAGCAAAAACCCUAAACAAAAUUUUAAAAAGAUUUAUUCUAAUUUUAAUCCUUGCGUUUUUACAUUGUCAGACUUUAAAAAAUAUUUAGAGCCUUUGCGUGAUUUGUAUAAUGAUUUUGAUAACCAUAGUUUAUAUAGUCUUUUCAUACCCUUUGUGGAUAUGUUGGUUGUUUCUAAUGGUGGAAUAUUUAUUGGAACCGUAAAUAGUACUUUUUCAAGGGUUGCUCGAGAUAUUCAUGAUUUUCAACAAUUUUAA
Molecule: messenger RNA, 834 nt
Organism: Ambispora leptoticha
Lineage: Eukaryota; Fungi; Glomeromycota; Glomeromycetes; Archaeosporales; Ambisporaceae
Source: the annotation of a GenBank genome assembly